Molecule: messenger RNA, 2277 nt
Organism: Oncorhynchus gorbuscha (pink salmon)
Lineage: Eukaryota; Metazoa; Chordata; Actinopteri; Salmoniformes; Salmonidae
Product: ectodysplasin-A-like
Exons: 8
Coding region: 157-1410 (417 amino acids)
Biological process (GO): animal organ development; immune response
Cellular component (GO): membrane
Molecular function (GO): death receptor agonist activity; tumor necrosis factor receptor binding; death receptor binding
Source: RefSeq, a predicted model, not a curated record
UCACUACGAGAGACGCGUGCAGUUUGCACUGACCGGAGAUUGUAGUAUCGUUGUUACUAUGUUGGCAUGAGGAUCAAGUCUCGUGAGUAGCGGUGGAACCAACGUGCUGAUUAUGCCUAGAUAAAGCAACGCAACUCCCUGACACUUUGUGUGAUAAUGGCAUGCGAUGAUUCGAUUGACGAUUUUCCGGACAAAGUGUUGUUGACCGGAUCACCGUCUUCAUGCACGUGCAUCAAUACGUGCAAAACCCACAACAGAAGAAGUAGCAGCGUGAGCAACAUCAGUGUGGUUUUCCUCGGCUUCUUUAUUUUGUCUCUGUCUCUGCACGUUAUCACGCUGCUGUGCUACCUGGAUCUCCGGUCCGAAGUGAAGCGGGAGAUUUCUCAGCGGAGAGGAGUGGACGAAAAGUUGACCCUCGGUGGAACGGAUGUGACCGACCCGUUGAUCCCCUCCGGUGCCCGGGCACAGGGUCACGAGGAGAGGUUGCUCCACAGACAGCCGGGUGGCCACCCCACCAGACCCCCCACAGCCACAGGGGACAGCAGCAGUAUUCACAGACAGCCGGAUGGCCACACCACCAGACCCCCCACAGCCCCAGUGGACAGCAGCAGUAUUCACAGACAGCCGGAUGGCCACACCACCAGACCCCCCACAGCCCCAGGGGACAGCAGCAGUAUUCACAGAGCCAAACGGAGCCCAAGGAAACAAUCUGACUCAGAAUCAACUGGGAAACGGAAAGAAACAGAAAGAAGAAAGAAAGGAAGGAAGAGGUCUCCUCCUGGAGCUCAGGGCUCCCCCGGUCCACCUGGUUCCCCAGGCCCCCAGGGGCCUCCAGGUAUUCCUGGUAUCCCUGGUAUUCCUGGUAGCAACGCGGUGGGCCUCGCUGGACCUCCUGGUACCCCAGGGCCCCAGGGGCCCCCCGGGCUGACGGGACCGGCAGGUAAGGGAUUCGUCGAUAAAACCAAAACAAGAGACUUCCAGCCUGCUGUGGUUCAUCUUCAAGGACAGGAAACCACCAUUCAGGUUAAGGAAGACCUGUCUGAAGGUGUCUUGAGGAACUGGAAGAUGGUGUCGAUCCACCACCGUGUCUUCAAGAUGCACUCUCGCUCCGGACAACUGGAGGUCCUACUGGACGGCAUCUACUUCAUAUAUAGUCAGGUAGAAGUGUACUAUCUGAACUUCACGGACAUUGCCAGCUACGAGGUGAUGGUAGACUCCACCCCCUUCCUGCGUUGUACCUGCAGCAUGGAGACGGGGCAGAGGAAGUUCAACACAUGCUACACGGCGGGGGUCAGCCUGCUGAGGGCGGGACAAAGGAUCUCCAUCAGGAUGGUCUAUGAUGACACGCUGAUCAGCAUGACCAAUCACACUACGUUCCUGGGGAGCGUCAGGCUGGGGGAUUCCCCUUGACCAAUCACACCACGUUCCUGGGGCUCCCUGACCAAUCACACCUCCUUCCUGGGGCUCCCUGACCAAUCACACCUCCUUCCUGGGGCUCCCUGACCAAUCACACCUCCUUCCUGGGACUUCCUGACCAAUCAUACUACGUUCCUGGGGAGCGUCAGGCUGGGGGAUUCCCCCUGACCAAUCACACUACGUUCCUGGGGCUCCCUGACCAAUCACACCUCCUUCCUGGGGCUCCCUGACCAAUCACACCUCCUUCCUGGGACUUCCUGACCAAUCAUACUACGUUCCUGGGGAGCGUCAGGCUGGGGGAUUCCCCCUGACCAAUCACACUACGUUCCUGGGGAGCGUCAGGCUGGGGGAUUCUCCCUGACCAUGACCAAUACGGCACAACUUCCUGGGGCUCCCUGACCAAUCACACCUCCUUCCUGGGGCUCCCUGACCAAUCACACCUGCUUCCUGGGACGUGUCUGUAACGACUGUCUUCGGGUGAAAGAGAGGCGGACCACGAUGCAGAGUGAUAAUCCAUAUUUAAUGGGAUAAACACCGAACAAAACAACAAACCGACGAAACAGUCCCGUAGCGUGAACACUAAACACUGGAACAGGAACAAUCACCCACAAAAUACCCACACAAUAUGGCUGCCUAAAUAUGGUUCCCAAUCAGAGACAACGAUAGACAGCUGCCUCUAAUUGAGAAACAAUGUAGGCAACAAUGGACGUACAAAAACACCUAGAGAGGACGACACCCCCAUAAACAUACAAAAACACCUAGAGAGGAACACACCCCCCAUAAACAUACAAAAACACCUAGAGAGGAACACACCCCCCAUAAACAUACAAAAACACCUAGAGAGGAACACACCCCCCAUAA